UUUGUGGUUUCCUUCACCCUCUCUCGCUCGUUCGCGCUCAUUCCCGCUCUCGCCUCGCGCCCACCGCUGCGAUUGGCUAGAUCAGGAAUAAGGCCCGCCUUAAAGCGUGAAGUAUGACGGGAGCCGUAGUUUCUUGCCUAGUGUGCACAUGCGUGCGGGAAAGAUGAGUGGAAAGCGCAGCAGGAGCCGCUCGGCUCGUGUGGAAAACUCUCGUUCGCCCGUCAACGGAGAAGCGGUCAAGAAGCGGGUCAAGCAAGAGGUUCGCGCGGAGUUUUCUGCAGCCCUGAGAGAGCCGGCCCUGAAGGAGAAGGUGACCGCGGCUUGGGCCUCCCAGAAAGCGCUCGACCACGAGGCCAUUGUCUUAGAUCCUGUUCCUUUCCAUCACUGUGUCAUCCCAAACUUCUUCCAAAAUGAGGACUUUUCAGAAGGUCUGCAAAAGGAACUUUUGAGCCUGGAUUUCCAUGAAAAGUGCAAUGACUUGUACAAAUUCAAGCAGUCUGAUGACCUGAAGAACAGUGGAGGGCCUUACAUCGCUGCUUUAAGAAAAGUUCUCUUUGAAGAGUUCCAGUCUUGGCUUUCUGAUGUAACCCAAGUGGAGCUGGAGCCAACCAUUGAUCUGUCCUGUGCCAAAUAUGAAUAUACAGAUGCCUUGCUCUGCCACGAUGACGAGUUGGAGGGACGGCGAAUUGCUUUCAUCCUUUACCUUGUACCACCGUGGGAUAAAAGUGAUGGAGGUACCCUGGAUCUGUUCAGCACAGAUGAUAACUUCCAACCGUUGGAGAUUGUCAAGUCUGUGGUCCCUUCAUGGAACUCGCUCACUUUCUUUGAAGUAUCACCAGUCUCUUUCCAUCAGGUGGCUGAAGUUGUUUCCAAAGGGAAGUGCCGCUUGUCUGUGAGCGGCUGGUUUCAUGGUCCCUCGGUGGCAAGGCCAGUGCGCUAUGUGGAACCGCUUUUGCCACGGAGCCCCCACCUCCCUCGUGAUCAUGAAAUUUUAUAUGAUUGGAUCAAUCCAGUUUAUCUAGACAUGGAUUCUCAGGCCCAGAUCCAAGAGGAGUUUGAAGAUCGGUCUGAGACCCUGCUAAAGGAUUUUCUCAAGAGAGAGAAAUUUCAGCUCGUCUGUGAGGCUCUGAAGAAGGAAGGACUCAAAUGGAGCAGCAGGGGGCCCCCUAACAAAAGGUAUUAUGACAAAGCUGAAGAGGAGAGCCUGCCAGACAUCCUGAAAAAUUGCAUGGAGCUAUUCCGCUCAGAAGCCUUCUUCCUGCUCCUUUCCAACUUCACAGGCUUGAAGCUGCACUUUCUAGCUCCUGGGGAAGAAGACGAUGAAAAGGAAACGGAAGGAGAAAUUGCUGCAGGCGGGGAUUCUUCCAGAUGCACACAAGGAGAAAGCAGCCAAAAGGAAACUGGCAGUCGGGAGUACACAGGGGCACAUGGGAGCAUCUCUGACAACCAGGUCAACAGCGAGUGUGACUCAAGUGUCCCUCUGUGUACUGGAGAGCUGAGGCAUUGGACCAAAGGUUGCUACACACUAGUCCAUGAUGCUGAAACAACAGAGUUCUCCCUAGAUCUGCUGCUCUUCUGUGGGUGUGAAGAUUGGGACGCAGAGUGUGGUGGCUUUACUUCCUACCUUGCAAAAGAUGAAGAUGAAGAGCUGCUGCUGAUCACUCCAGAGAUGAACUGUUUGGCCUUGGUUUAUAGAGACCCAGAGUCGCUGAAAUUUGUGAAGUAUAUCAACCACCGUUGUUUGAAGCAAACAGCCAGAGAGACAGAGCAAACUGGAUUCUGGGACAUUUGCUUUGUUUACUAUGAAUGACAGUUGCCACAUGGACUCAAAGAGUUGUAUAGUUGGGUCCUGAGGGUCAUCUAGUCCAAUCCCCUGCAAUGCAGGAAUCUCAACUAGAUCUUAUAUGACAGAUGGCCAUCCAACCUCUGCUUAAAAGCCUCUAAGGAAGGAGAGUCCACCACCUCUCAUGGGAGUUUGUUCCACUGUCAAACAGCUCUUGGAGUCAGAAAGAUCUUCCUGAAGUUGCGUCGGAAUCUCCUUUGAAGGCAUUGGUUCAGGUCCUAGCCUUUGGAGGAGAAAACAAGCUUGCUCCAUGUGACAGCUCUUUAGAUAUGGCUAUUGUAUCAUACCCACCUCCCUCAGCUGUUCCUCAGAAGCCCUGGCUUCAUCACCCCUCUCUGUCUGCACAUGUUCCAGCUUGUCAAUAUCCUUUGUAAAUUGUGGCACCCAGAACUGGACACAGUACUCCUGGUGUAUUUGUGCAGCUGGUUCUUCCUGCCCUAAUGGACCAGAGACAGGUUGGGAAUGCUGCUGGUCUACUUGCACUCUGUGAACAAAUGUUGUGUUGGAGGAACCUAGGACAGUACCCUGAGCAACUUCAGCAUUUACAUUGAGGCUGCAUCAAGUUCUCACCAGUCCAGUACAUAGGAUAGGGAGCAAAACCUGCAAGUGGAGAAGGUGGUCUGAGUGAGCUCUACUGUCAGAAAUCAAAUUUGCAAGCCGAAACCGUAUAGGGAAGCCAAGAUUAUGAAAAGAGAGCCUCAUUUUCAUCUAAUAAGUGGCGAUUUGGAAUGUGUAUUUUAUUCCCUGUACAGUGGUGCCUCGCUAGACGAAUUUAAUUCGUUCCACGGGUCUUUUCUUAUAACGAAAAAUUCGUCUAGCGAAUCCCAUAGGAAUGCAUUUAAUUUUUUUAGAAUAUAUUUUUUUGCCCAUAGGAACGCAUUAAUUGAAUUUCAAUGAAUUCCUAUGGGAAACCGCAAUUCACUAGACAAAUUUUUCAUAAAACGAAUUCGUCUAGCGAGGCAACCUCCGCUAGAAAAAACCUUUCGUUAAGCGAGGCACCACUGUACCAUUAUUUCAUCCUAUGAAAGGGCUGCAAAAACAUUCUUCUCAGUGGUGGGCGUGGCAACGUGGUCCUCCUGUCAUUGCUUACCACUAUGUCAUCCUUUUUCACAAGUUUGGUUACUGUUGUAUGGAAGACACACUUUUUUCUGGGAAGAGGGUCAGCCAUCAUUGUGGGUUGUUGCAUGGAAGGGCAAUGCACAAUUGUCACAUCAGGCAUGAUAAGAGUGAUUUUUAAAAUAGAACUUAAGGACACAUGUGACAAGAGGGUCACAAUAAAAAGCUGUAAUUUUAGGAUUUUAUUAUAUAUAACCCACCGUUUGACUGAAUGUGGGCCUCAAGGUAACUUUCAAAAGGGAUAUUUGAUUUUAUACAUGAAAAUCAAAUAUACUUCCCUUUUUUGCUAUUUACAAGGGUGGAUUAGGGCUCAAGUAUCAUAUCAACUAAUGAUAUAUUUAGUCAUCACAAAUUUCUCAACAGCACAGAGAAGAGGGAGCUUGAGGUCUGUUUGUUUUAUUAAAAUAUUACCGAUCUU
Messenger RNA from Zootoca vivipara (common lizard), 3377 nucleotides. It is a transcript of the gene OGFOD1, whose product is annotated as 2-oxoglutarate and iron dependent oxygenase domain containing 1. NCBI's taxonomy places the organism in Eukaryota, Metazoa, Chordata, Lepidosauria, Squamata, Lacertidae. Gene Ontology annotation, cellular component: cytoplasm. Gene Ontology annotation, biological process: regulation of translational termination; peptidyl-proline hydroxylation. Gene Ontology annotation, molecular function: iron ion binding; peptidyl-proline dioxygenase activity; L-ascorbic acid binding. The record is from RefSeq and is a predicted model, not a curated record.